Ustilago hordei is the source of this 1509-nucleotide messenger RNA. Its product is annotated as putative ZWF1 - glucose-6-phosphate dehydrogenase. Bases 1 to 1509 code for a protein of 502 amino acids. Lineage: Eukaryota; Fungi; Basidiomycota; Ustilaginomycetes; Ustilaginales; Ustilaginaceae. Gene Ontology annotation, molecular function: glucose-6-phosphate dehydrogenase activity; NADP binding. Gene Ontology annotation, biological process: glucose metabolic process; pentose-phosphate shunt, oxidative branch. The transcript has 3 exons. The record is from RefSeq and is a predicted model, not a curated record. Gene Ontology annotation, cellular component: cytosol.
AUGCCUUCCUCCAACGCCCCCGCUUUCGACAAUGAUACCAUCAUCGUAGUCCUCGGUGCCUCGGGAGACUUGGCAAAGAAGAAGACCUUCCCUGCCCUCUUCAACCUUUUCCGUCUUGGUCUCCUCCCCCAGACCACCCACAUUAUCGGCUAUGCCAGAACAAAGAUGGACAAGGACACCUUUGCAGACAAGGUCACUGGUCACCUCAAGAACGUCGAUGAUGACAAGGGCAAGCAGGAUGUCAAAGACUUCCUCGAGAUCUGCCAGUACAUCUCUGGUCAGUACGACGAGGAUGCCCCUUUCCAGAACCUUAACAAGGAGAUGGAGCGCAUCGAGGGCGAGAUGAAGCACGAUCACCCCAGCCGUCUUUUCUACAUGGCAUUGCCUCCCAACGUCUUCACUGUCGUUGCAAAGGGUCUCAAGAAGAACUGCUAUUCCGAAAAGGGAAACAACCGUAUCGUCAUCGAGAAGCCCUUUGGCAAGGACCUUGAGAGCAGCCGAGAGAUGAUUGGUGCCCUCAAGGGUCUCUGGAAGGAGGAGGAGACUUUCCGUAUCGACCACUACCUCGGAAAAGAGAUGGUCAAGAACUUGCUCAUCAUGCGUUUCGGCAACCCCUUGAUCGAUGCUGGCCUCAACAACAAGCUUGUCGACAACGUUCAGAUCACCUUCAAAGAGCCUUUCGGUACUGAAGGCCGAGGCGGCUACUUUGACGAAUUCGGCAUUAUCCGUGAUAUUCAGCAGAACCACUUGUCCCAGGUCCUCUCCUUGCUUGCCAUGGAACGACCCAAGUCUUUCUCUGCAGAAGACAUCCGUGACGAAAAGGUAAAAGUUCUCAAGUCGGUUCCCGCGAUUGAAGAGAAAGACGUUCUUAUCGGCCAAUACACUGCUGCCAACGGCAAGCCAGGCUACAAGGACGACGACACUGUGCCCAAGGACAGCAACUGCCCCACUUUCGCCGCACUUGCACUGUAUGUCAACAACGAGCGAUGGAAGGGUGUCCCCUUUAUCCUCAAGGCAGGUAAGGCCCUCGACGAGGCCAAGGUGGCCAUUCGCGUUCAGUUCAAGGACACACCACAGGGUCUCUUCCACAACAUUCCCCGUAACGAGCUUGUCAUCCGCAUUCAGCCAGACGAGGCCGUCUACCUCAAGAUGAACGCCAAGAAGCCCGGUCUCGAGAUGGCUACUCUCCCUGCCGACCUGGACCUCACCUACAAGGAACGCUUCUCCGAGGUCCGCAUUCCUGAGGCUUACGAGGCUCUCAUCCUCGACGCACUCAACGGUGACCACUCCAACUUUGUCCGUGACGACGAGCUGGACGUCUCUUGGGCCAUCUUCACUCCUCUCCUCCACGCCAUUGACGCUGGUAAGAUCAAGAACGAACCUUACGAGUACGGCAGCCGUGGUCCCGCUUCGCUCAACGACUUCAUUGCUCGCUAUGGCUACCAGCGAACCAACGACUCUUACGAAUGGCCCACCACCAACAUCAAGAAGGUCCAAGGAAAGAUGUAA